UCAGUUUGGGCCGCGAGAGUACGGGGAGUGGUCGGGACGCGUCCGGUGGGAAUCCUCGGGUCGCGGAUGGUGUGCUGAGAGCUGCAGAGAGGCGUUAACCUAGUGCCAGUGAUGUUUGCGCUGAGGGUGACCGUCUGAAGGCAGCGGAGUUCCGUGCUGUGCCAUCUCCACACUGUCCCCAUAUCGUGUCGGCGAUGUACCCGGCCCAGCCUCUCCGUCGGAAGACUCUGGUCUGGCUGGUGGCGGGUCUGACCUGCCUGGGGCUGUUUGCCGCCUACAACACGAUGGUCAGGCGGCAGGAGCUGGCGAUGCCCAGAUACCCGGUAGCUUUAUCGCCGGAGCGCGAGUCCACCGGCUCCGCGGGAGCCGCCGACAAUACAACGCCGACAGACUCUGUGGGUCCCACCAGUCAUGUAGACCCCACUAGCUUAUCAGGCCCCUCCGGUCCCAUCGGCCCCGCGGGGGUUCCCGAGCUGUCCGUCGGUCCGGGUCCGAAGGAUGAGCCCAAGAGUGAUGUGAACGAUGCUCAUGCACCGACGAAGACCGGCGACGAGCCUCCCCAGGUCUCGGACGGGUUUCGAGAGUUCAGAAUUGAGGACAACCCGGCGUACCGUUCUACGAUGAAGCCGGGAGAGCUGACCAGCGCUGGUGACACAGCAGCCACCAUUCACACUAAGGUGGCCGAGCUACUGACUCAGGGCGCCUCUCAUCUCAUCAGCAGGAUAAUGUCCGACCGCCAGGAGGUUCGUAGUGUACCACCUCAAACUCAGACGGGGGAAGGAUUAAAACGGACUGAUGCGUCACCGGGACAGAUGACACUUAGUGAUAGCGUGACGCGUCAGCAGCAGCAGCAGCAGCAGCAGCAGCAGCAGCAGCAGCAGCAACAGCAGCAGCAGCAACAGCAACAGCAGCAACAGCAACAGCAGCAGCAGCAGCAGCAGCAGCAGCAGCAGCAGCAGCAGCAGCAGGAGGAGGCAGAGCCGGUGCGGUUCACACCGCCGCACCAGGUCCUCGUCCACCUGGACCUGAAGGGCGCGCCGCCGUCGGUGCCGUUCCUCCGCGAGGUGAUCGCUCUGGCCGCCGGCCUCGGUGCCACCGGCCUGCUGAUCGAGUGGGAGGACAAGUUCCCGUACUGGGGCGAGCUGGCGCCCGUGACCGCCGGGAACGCCUACACCAUGGACCAGGUACACAACAUCCUGGUGGCAGCGGCAGCGCACAAUCUGACCGUGAUGCCGCUGGUGCAGACGUUCGGCCACCUCGAGUACGUGCUGAAGCUGCCGCAGUUCGCCGGGAUGCGCGAGGACCCCGACUCGCCCCAGGCGCUCUGUCCGUCACGGAACGAGAGCAACCGCCUGGUGAGGACACUGCUGGACCAGGUGAUGACGGCACACCCGGGCGCCGAGCGGGUCCACAUCGGCUCCGACGAGGUGUUCGUCCUGGGCAAGUGUGAGCUCUGCCGGCGGAGGAGGAAGGAUGACCUGUUGCUGGGUCACAUCGCCCUCACGGCCAACUACGUACGCCAGCGAUAUAACGCCACCGCCGUGCUUUGGGAGGACAUGCUGCGGAACGCUGCCUCUAGCCGGCUGCGCCAGUACGGCCUCGACCAGGGUCUGGUCGAGCCGAUGCUCUGGUGGUACACACCCAACGUGCGCAAGUACGUGGCGCCAAGGGUAUGGCGUCACGCCGAGCGCGUCUACCCGCACGUGUGGGGUGCCGGCGCGUACAAGGGCGGCUUCGGCUCGGCGCUUUUCUCGCCGCCGAUCGACCGGCACGUGCAGAACAACCUGGACUGGACGGAGCUGCUGGCGGAGGAGGACGGCCGGCUGGCCGGCGGCGUGCGCGGCCUGGUGCUCACCGGCUGGAGCCGCUACGACCACUUCGCCACGCUGCCCGAGCUGCUGGCCGCCGCCGUGCCCAGCCUGGCCUUCAGUCUGGCGGCCGUGCAGCGUGGUGCCUUGGACGAGACGGCAGCUGAAACGGCGCAGCGGGCACUGGGCUGCAUGGCGCCCGUGCCUCUGCGGCAGCUCACCUGGCCGUACCUGUACAACGAGAUGGCCCGGUGCCGCUUCCCCGGUCAGGGAGUCUACCUGCUGAUGCAGCGUUACAACCAGACGGCAGUGCACGUCCGCGACCUCCUGGCCGAGUUCGAAACGGGACAGGACUCCUCGUGGCUGGGACGCUACAACGAGCGGCACAACUUCACCAGCGUGCUGAAGGUGCGGGAGGUGUUCCCCAAGGUGUUCCGGAUGCGGCAGCUCACCGCCCGACUGUUGCGACCGCUGUACCACGAGCUGAGCAGAAUCUACGACCGUGACAUAGUGCUCGAGUGGCUGGAGCACCGGGUGCUGCCACUGCUGGAGGACUUGGACCAGCUGCUCGAACGUCUGGAGACCAUGAGUGCCAGGCGCGAGUUCCCCGCCAGACCGCUGCGGGGCUAUCCGGAGCACUUUCUCCGGUACAUGGACGAGUUUGUGACCGGCUGGCGCUCUAAGCGCUGAGACAGGCGAGCUGAGUGCGCGGAAGGGCAGCGGAAAGACUCGGACGCGGGCCUGACCUGCCGGAGCGUGCGAGAGCCGCCAGCAGUGCUGUGAUAUACUUUUGUUCAUCGCAAGCUGCAACUUGCCAAUAACUGUUUUGACGUGCGAGUUUCACAUCACAGGGUUUUCUUUGUGUUCACAAUGUCAACAGGUUUUAAGUGCACCACUUUUGUGGGAGAGGUUUAGUUGAUUAUGUGUGAUGUUAGUUGACGACAUUACCGGAGAAUAUGCUUCGGUCAGACACUCGUUCGUGGGUGGAUAGGCAUUGGUAGGUCUAAUGACGUGUGCGGGGUUUGGAUUAUGAAUACGAGUGGAAAUGCAAGUCGUAAAACUGUC
Amphibalanus amphitrite is the source of this 2873-nucleotide messenger RNA. RefSeq names its product hexosaminidase D-like. Gene Ontology annotation, molecular function: hexosaminidase activity. Lineage: Eukaryota; Metazoa; Arthropoda; Thecostraca; Balanomorpha; Balanidae. The transcript has 2 exons. The record is from RefSeq and is a predicted model, not a curated record. Gene Ontology annotation, biological process: carbohydrate metabolic process. The coding region runs from base 195 to 2498 and encodes 767 amino acids.